AUUGGAGGUAAUGACUAAGAAAGGUUAUUCCAAAGGUCUCAAGUUAACUCCCGCUAAGGAAAAAACUGUCAAAAAAGAAAUAGCAAUAUUAUCUGAAAAAAUAUUGGCACAACCACAACAAAACUUGAAAUAUUUGAAACAACUUUUUGUAUAUGCUUUUGAUUGGACUCCUACUCAACAGGAACAAGUUGAAACAGUUUCAAAUAUUGCAACCCUUAGUAUCACUUCACUGGUAAUCAUAUUCCGAGAUAUUAUUCCGGGUUAUCCAAUCCUUUCGCAGAAGGAACGGAAGGAAGAAGGAACAACCUUGUCCGUGGAGACUUUGCGUAUCCGUAAGUUUGAAAGUCGUCUAUUAGAAUAUUAUGUUGAGUUGGUCAAUCAAUUGCUCCAGCGAAGAAAGAAAGACAGGAAGUGUGUUCAGUUGGGGAAGAAUGGAUUGGGUCAGUGGAAAAGUGCGGUGAAACAAGUCAUACUACCUGCACAUACGAGGGCCUUAUGUGUCCUAUUGACAGAUCUUGUCCAUUUUAAUGAAGCCAAUAGAAUAGCCAAAGCUUUGAUCAAAUAUACACCUAGAGCAAAUGAACAAGAACGAAGAUGGAUACGUGAAACUUUGACAGAGCUUACAAGUAGUCUACACCGAGUUUCCGGAUACUCUUUGAAGACUUGUCUGAAUAUUUGUCAAUAUUUGUGCAUGGCUGCAGCAAAGUGGAAUAUUGUUACUCCUUCCAUUUUUUGUUCUGCUUUCUAUUGUAUAAAUUAUGCAGCAUUGUAUAGUGAAUAUCAACAAGCCGCACGUCAUCGAGAACAGCAGCCCACAGAAAGUGAUUCAGCUUUGAAUGAUCCUCUUAUAGAUGAGAGAAGUUUUCAAAGGGAUUGGAGAGAAGCACAAGGAAGAGCUCGUGAUGAUGAACGACGCAUUCGAUUUGAAAGAGUAAUUGAGUCUGUGGAGCAGUUCUUAAUAUGUAUUUUACAGUCCUCUGAAGAUAAACAAGUUGGAGAUAUUUUAUGUUUGGGAGAGCUGUUAGAAUUGUUUGUGAAAGUCUCCAUAUAUCUCUCAGAUGUUAGUGUUCGUCGGUUGGAAUUUUAUUUGCGCAAGUUGUCGUCUCAUCAAAUAGAAGACAUGGAGAAGAGUUGUUUGUUGUUAAAGGCUCUUUAUCAAGUGCAUUUCUUACAGAGCAAGAAUCGUGGUUGGAAGGAAGAUACUGGAUACCUGGAUAGUCUUUUAUACCAAAGUUGUGGGCGUUUGUUAGAUUGUCGAUCCAUACACAACACGGAUACAAGUCAAUCGCUUGGUUCAUUGUUCAAGUUGAGUCUUUGGUGGUUGAAUCCAGCACGGGAUCGAUUGUUGAGAAGAAAGACGAUAUGGAGAAGGUUAUUAUGGCUUCUUUUGAGAACAGAAUCUCCAUUAUUAAUGAAUAUUAUUACAGCAACAUUUAUUCACGGAAUUCCUGUAGAUUGGAAUCAAGCUUCCAUAGAUAGUGAUGAACAGUGGAGUGGUUCUCUUGAGAUGCUUAUUCGUGAAGCGUUAGUUAAGAAUCCCGAUGUUUCAUAUUUGGAUGAUGCUCCUCCACUUUAUGAAUACUUCAUUUUGAGUCAACAUUUUCAUCCUUAUAUUAGGAAUCACUUUGUAUCCGUCGUUCGAGGUCAUAUUUUGCCUUUGAGUGAUUCUAUAGAAGAAUGGUUAUCCGCAUAUACAGAUGAAAUGACAUUUAUUCCUCCAGUUGCCCAAACAAUGAAGAAUAGUAAAUCUUUCAAAAGAAAGAGUUUAUUUCUCACUUCUUUACCUCUUUUGGAAGAAAAAGAAGAAAAUGUAGAUUGGAAUUGUUUGGUUCACCAAACCAAAACGAUGAACAAUGAGACGAAGGAUGAAUGAAUAAACUUGAAAGUUUGUAGUGUGAAGGAUGGAGAACAUGGAAGAAGAACACACGAGUUCUGAUAGAG
This is a messenger RNA of Galdieria sulphuraria, 1941 nucleotides long. RefSeq lists its product as uncharacterized. Lineage: Eukaryota; Rhodophyta; Bangiophyceae; Galdieriales; Galdieriaceae. The record is from RefSeq and is a predicted model, not a curated record. The transcript has a single exon. The coding region runs from base 11 to 1873 and encodes 620 amino acids. Gene Ontology annotation, molecular function: chromatin binding. Gene Ontology annotation, cellular component: nucleolus. Gene Ontology annotation, biological process: DNA replication initiation.